CUAUCAUCGUGAACUUGUCAUCUGCUUUCGCAAUAAACACGUGCUUUUGUUAUUAAUUUAUAUUUACAGUAAAAAAAAAUGCCUGCCAAAGUAAAAAAUAAUAUUCUUAUUUACGAGGGAUGUAAUUAUCUAAAAAAUAGAUUAAUUCUUUCAACAUUAUCCGGUAAAUCGGUUAAAAUAGAAGACAUAAGAAGUCAAAAUGACGAUCCUGGUAUUCGAGAAUUUGAAUUGAAUUUAUUGACAUUUCUUCGAAAAAUCUCAAAUGGAAUGAGAGCAGAAGUAAAUGAAACAGGAACAUCAUUAUAUUAUGUACCUGGAAAUUUGGAAGGUGGAGAAUUUGAACAUGAAUGUAGUUUACAACGUAGUAUUUCAUAUUAUUUAGAAGUUGCAAUGGCAUUGGCUCCAUUUUGUAAACAAUCGUUAAAUGUCAAAUUCAAAGGCAUCACAAAUAAUACAAUAGAUCCAACUAUAGAUAGAAUGAAGUCUUCGGGAAUUCCAGUUGUUAAACGAUUUCUUGGUCCUGCUUAUGAAAUUGAAUUAACAAUUAAAAAAAGAGGCGUCGCACCUUUAGGAGGUGGAGAAGUUCAUUUUAAAUGUCCAGUGAUUCGUAGUCUCAGGACAUUACAGUUUCUAGACAGUGGUUUAGUGAAACGAAUCAGAGGUGUUUCUUGUAGUUUAAGAGUCUCUCCAGCCAUUUCAAAUCGACUCGUUGAAUCUGCUAAAGGAGUGUGUUUAAAUUUUAUCCCAGACGUUUAUAUUCACACUGACGCGAGUCGAGGUGCAGUCAGCGGUAAAUCUCCAGGAUUUGGAAUUUGUCUAACUGCCGAAACAACAACGGGAGUUUUUUAUUGUGGUGAAGCUGUUUCACCGGUUGUUCCUCCAGGUGGUUUGCCCUGCAUUCCUGAAGAUUUAGGAAAAGAAGCAGCUUUAAAAUUAUUAGACGAAAUACACAGAAAUGGAUGUGUCGAUUCUCCUUUUCAAAUGAUAACUGCACUUUUUAUGGCACUUGGAAAACAAGAUAUCUCGAAAAUUAUCACGGGACCCUUAACUCCCGUUAUGAUUCAAUUUUUACGUGAUUUGAAAGAUUUUUUCGGUGUUAAAUUCCAAUUGGAAUUUGUGAAAGAAGACGAGGACGAUACAGUAACAUUAGAGAAUCAAGUGACAUUAACUUGCAUUGGAAUUGGAUUUUCCAAUUAUAAUAAACCAGUUCGAUAAGAAGCUUUUUAUGGAGGUAAAAAUUUAAAUGUAAAUAAAUCCUUUUUAUUCUUAUUUUCUCCAUAUAAAUAAAACAAUUUUUUAUAAUAA
Leptopilina boulardi is the source of this 1305-nucleotide messenger RNA. It is a transcript of the gene Rtc1, whose product is annotated as probable RNA 3'-terminal phosphate cyclase-like protein. Gene Ontology annotation, cellular component: nucleolus. The record is from RefSeq and is a predicted model, not a curated record. The transcript is spliced from 7 exons. Gene Ontology annotation, molecular function: RNA endonuclease activity. Gene Ontology annotation, biological process: endonucleolytic cleavage of tricistronic rRNA transcript (SSU-rRNA, 5.8S rRNA, LSU-rRNA); ribosome biogenesis. Bases 79 to 1215 code for a protein of 378 amino acids. NCBI's taxonomy places the organism in Eukaryota, Metazoa, Arthropoda, Insecta, Hymenoptera, Figitidae.